AUGGAAGAUAUUGAAGAUAAUGAACAUGUUGCUUUAGAACAUGACAGAUUAGUGAGUGCCAUAUCAAAGCUGGACAAAACUCAAUACAUAACUGAGCCCACAAGAAAUGAGGCCACGAAUGUUAACUCGGAGUUCAACCUUAUCAAGAACAAAAAUAGAUUAAAUCUUAGUAAUGUUGCUAAGAUAUUAGAAAACACAUCGCAUCAUGUACAAAUAAGUAAAAAACUUAAGAAAACCCAGGACGAAUCUAAAGUGUUGACUAAGCCUCUUGAGAAACCACAAGCAGAACGUAUUAAAAGGGCUACGGGCUACGAAGAGACUACAAAGAGAGUUGGAAGAUGGGAUCCCGUCGUAGCUAGAAGUCGUACAGUAGAUUAUGUCACUUUUCCUCUAAAACAUGUGUCCACAAAGCUUCAACCAACAGGAGAGUUCCUUUCAAAAUUUAAGAGCAAGUCUGAUCUAGAAAAAGAAUUGGAGGAGCUGGAUCCUCCUACAAUUGAAGAGAAUGAUGAAGAAGACGAAAAGAUGUUCCCAAUGUCCUAUGAAGAAAUGGUUGAACACAGACAACAUAUUGCAAAAAUAAGAGCUCAACAAUCCUAUAAAGCUGCAAAGUCUAAGAGACAAGGCAAAAUAAAGAGUAAAAAAUAUCAUCGUGUGCUUAAAAAGGAAAAACUAAAACAACAGUUGAAAGAAUUUGAAGAAUUACAGAAGAAAGAUCCAGAGGAGGCCUUAAAGAAACUGGAAGCCCUUGAAAAAGGUAGAGCUUUGGAAAGGCACACAUUGAGGCAUAAAAAUACAGGAAAAUGGGCAAAGAACAAACUUAUUAGAGCUAAAUAUGAUAAAGAGGUCCGGCAGCAGUUAGCCGAACAAUUGGCUGUAAGUAGAAGUUUAACUCAAAAAACUCAAAACAAUCAAAGUUCAGAUGAUGAAAUUGAAACUGAAACUAUCCCUGAUUUAAAUUUGGCUCAAGAUCCGACGAAUCCUUGGAUGUUGCAAAGAUCUGACAAAUCAAAUGUAAAUACUGAAUUUAACUUUGGAUAUAAGAAAUUUUUACAAAAUAAAAUGAAGAGAAAUGAAGACACUGAUAGUGAACCAUCUGAAACGGAGCAAUCAAAUGUAGAAAAACAAGUUGAAAAGAAAUUAAACAAAAUAAGAGGAAACAUUGAAAGAUUAGAGAGGGCAUCUCGGCUAGAAAACAAAAAGGCUAAAGUAAACAAUACAGAAAGGGACAACUUAGAAUACCUUAAAUUUAAACCCACAAAAGUGAAAGCUGUCAUUGAUGAAGAAUUAAUAGAAACAGCUUCUAAAAAUGUUGAUGAGAUUAACAAUGGACCUGGAAUUACACCCGUUUCUAAAGUGUUAAAUGGUGACCAACUGCCAGCACAACAAUCUACAGAUUCAAAUAUUGAUCCUACUAGAUUUAUUGAUGUCAAGCCAAAAUAUUUAAAUACAGCUUUAUCACAAGUUGAAAAUGAAUAUGAUCAACUUGAUGAUGAUGAAAAGGUUGUGCCUAAAGUAAAUAUAGAGGAAGUGUUUGAGGAAGAUGAUGUAGUAGCCAGCUUCAGACAAGAAAAGGAAGAUGAAAAGAACAAAGACAAACCUGAAGAUAUUAUACUGAGUUUACCAGGAUGGGGCUCUUGGGGUGGUAAAGGUGUGAAACCACAGAAGCGUAGAAAAAAUAGGUUUAUAAUCAAUGCUGCACCCAAAAUGCCACGACGUGACGAAAAUAAAGGAGAUAUUAUUAUUAAAGAAUACAAAGAUCCUAAACUAGUUUCACAUAAAGUUCAAGAUGUGCCAUUCCCAUUCGAAAGUGUGAAAGAUUAUGAAGCAUCAAUAAGAGCACCUUUAGGCAAUACUUUUAUACCAGAAAAGGCACAUAAGAAACUCAUUCGUCCUAGUAUAAUUACUAAAGCUGGAACAAUUAUUGAACCAAUGGAUGAAGAGGAACUGCUUGUACCAAAAAAUCGAAGUUUUAAAAAUGAAGCUGUUAUGAAGAUAUUAGGAUGUAAAAGUAAAAAACAAAAGAUUACAAUAAAGUAA
This is a messenger RNA of Arctia plantaginis, 2040 nucleotides long. NCBI's taxonomy places the organism in Eukaryota, Metazoa, Arthropoda, Insecta, Lepidoptera, Erebidae. The record is from the annotation of a GenBank genome assembly.